Messenger RNA from Sesamum indicum (sesame), 2476 nucleotides. Its product is annotated as sodium/calcium exchanger NCL2. The record is from RefSeq and is a predicted model, not a curated record. Gene Ontology annotation, molecular function: calcium ion binding; calcium:proton antiporter activity. Gene Ontology annotation, cellular component: membrane. NCBI's taxonomy places the organism in Eukaryota, Viridiplantae, Streptophyta, Magnoliopsida, Lamiales, Pedaliaceae. Gene Ontology annotation, biological process: calcium ion transmembrane transport; intracellular calcium ion homeostasis.
GAAUUUUUUUUUGUAACAAAAUAGGAUCAAAACAGAAUUCUCAUAAAACGUGGAACUAAUAAAAAAAUGUGCCUUUUUACGGGACCAAAAAGGUCAUUUAGGCUACCAAAACCAACAUGAUCCUGUCUUGGCACGGAGCUUUGACGCUGUAGAAUGCAGCAUUAUCACUAAAAACUGGUCAACUCAUGUAUGCAAAAAUUGAGCUCCCAUCAUCAUCCACCAUGAAACCUCUGUGCCUUACGCAUAAUCUUCUCCUAUGCCUCACCAUCCUACUCGUCUCACCCACCACAAUCAUUUCUCGCCCACUAAUCUCAGGCGGAAAUGAAUUUCCCUCUGAUCCCGUCGACACGAUACGCCUCAAAGGAAUUGUCGAUUCUGGAGGGAGUGAGGGGAAAUUCGAAUCCGAGUCGUGCUCGCAGAUGUACGGGUUCCUGCCGUGCUCGGAGAGCGUAUGGGGGCACGUAUUCUUGAUUGUGGUUUAUGAGUACCUACUAUUUCAUGGAGAGUCGUACGUUGCCUCGGGAGGCGAAAGGAUUUUCAAAAUCCUGGGUCCUGGCGUGUUUGGCGCCUGUGCCUUUCAGCUCAUCGGCUCUCUUCCUGAAUCCCUCAUUCUUCUUGCAUCGGGACUGUUGAACAGUAAAGAAGAGGCUCAAGAUUGCGUGUUAACCGGAGUCGGAUUGCUGGCCGGAUCCUCAAUCUUGCUUCUCACUCUACUGUGGGGAACCUGUGUUAUCCUCGGUACUCGAGAUUUCUCCGAUUACUUGCAGUCUGAUGCUGCAUCUUCUUCAGAUUGUCCGAACCAAAAGAACCCUCUUGAAAGACUGUUCUUAUCACUAUGGCCUGGUUAUGGGUUGGUGACAGAUUCAUGGACAGGUUACACUGCAAGAAUUAUGCUUGUUUCAGUGAUCCCGUUUACUAUCAUCCAAUUUCCAAGACUCUUCCGUUUAUCUUUGUUCUGGGAGCGAGUUUUCGUAGUGAUCGCUCUUGUUGUUUCUGUAAUAUUCUUGCUUUCUUACUUCUUCUAUCAGUUGUUUCAGCCUUGGAUUCAGAAGAGGCAGCUUUUAUAUCUAAAGCAUGGGCAUUUAGUGGUGGACAUACUUAAACAUGUGCAGUAUCAGACUAUGGGGAGUCUCUUUACCGAUGACGGUGGACCAAAUUUAUCAGUAAUAAGGAGGAUAUUUGAAGAAACAGAUCAAGAUGGAGAUAAGUAUCUUACAGCGGCUGAGCUCAAAGACUUUCUCCGGGAAAUUAAAUUUAGAAAAUUAUACUCCGACAAGGAUAAAGUGACUGAAGAUAUGAUGAAGGAAUUUGAUGCCAACAAAGACAAGAAGAUAACUGUUGAUGAAUUUGUUAAGGGAAUGGAGAAAUGGAUUGAGGAGACAAAAAAGGAUUCGGACAAAACUUAUCACUUAAAUGAGGUUCUCCAACCUUGGAUCGAAAAGAAAAGGGAAGAACGUGAAAUGAUGAAAAAUCUAAUUCCUGACAUUUUAGAGCAUCUUAAGGCCUCCGUACAUGGGAGCCUUUUGACAGGAAACGGAACUCCGGAUUUACCUGCUAUAAAAAGGUUGUUUAAAGACAUUGAUCAUGAUAAAGAUGAUUUUGUUUCACAUGCUGAACUCAAAGACCUUAUGAUGGAUAUAAAGUUCGGGAUCAUACCAAAUGAUAUAGAUGCUGCAGCAUCCAAAAUGAUGGAAGAACUGGAUGUAAGUGGAGAUCAGUUGAUAAACGAGGAAGAAUUUGUGACUGGGUUGUCCAAAUGGCUGAAAUCAUCUUAUGUUAAUCAAACUACAACACCUGAGAUAUACAAGGAUUCUGGUUAUCAAGAAAAAUGGGAACAGACAGAAAAGUUGGUGGAAGAUAAAUUGAUCGAUAAAUCUGUACUUGCAUGGACAAAAGCUAUAGCCCUUGUGGUGCUCGGGAUUGUUAUGCUAGGUCUUCUAGCCGAACCCCUUAUCCACAGUGUUCAGAAUCUUUCAGAAGCUGCAAACAUACCGUCAUUCUUCAUUGCUUUCAUCUUUGUCCCGUUGGCUACAAAUGCAAGAAUAGCAAUAUCGGCUAUCAGUGAAGUGCGCAGGAAGAAACUAAACAUCAAUUCUUUGACAUUUUCAGAGAUAUACGGUACGGUGUUGAUGAACAACCUUCUGGGCUUUUCCGUUCUUCUUUCCCUGAUUUAUUUCCGUGGAUUGUCUUGGGACUUCUCGGUCGAGGUUCUUAUGGUCCUCAUUGUUUCUGCUGUUAUGGGAUGCCUUGCAAGUUUCAGCACUAUUUUCCCUGUUUGGACAUCAUUCUUGGCUUAUCUGUUGUAUCCAAUGUCUUUGGUCCUAGUUAAUGUUCUUGGUGAUUUCAAGUGGUCAUCCUAGACUGUGACAAGGUAACAAUUGCAGAAGUAGCCAAAUUUUGACACAGGUUAUCUUACCUGGUAUUGCCUCUUGUUGAUUAAGGCUUAUUGCUUGUUCAUGAACCCUAAUUCCAUUUU